Sorghum bicolor (sorghum) is the source of this 2098-nucleotide messenger RNA. RefSeq lists its product as uncharacterized. NCBI's taxonomy places the organism in Eukaryota, Viridiplantae, Streptophyta, Magnoliopsida, Poales, Poaceae. The coding region runs from base 302 to 1765 and encodes 487 amino acids. The transcript is spliced from 15 exons. The record is from RefSeq and is a predicted model, not a curated record.
UGCUUUGGCUCUAGCGGCUACUGCCGGCCGCGGAAGAGACGAGCACUGUGCGGAUCUGUAACCGGUAGUGCGUUUCCACUUUCCACUUCCUCCUUCCCAGUUCAUCCACGGCAGAGGAAUUAAUCAACUGCACAGCUGCAUUCCUCAAUCCUAACCCCUCAAUCUUCCGUUCCCAAGUCCAACUGCGUUUCUUCCUCCGCGUCUUCAAGGAGGGGAGACCUGAAGGAGAAACGAAUCCAGCCUGGUGGCUGCCGGUGCUGGAGCUGGGCGCUGCUGCAUACUGCGUAGGCAAGAGCAGGCAAUGGCGGAGGCGAAUACGGGGAAGGAGAAGAAGGAAGUGGUGCGGCUGGAGCGCGAGUCCGUGAUCCCCAUCAUGAAGCCCAAGCUCAUCAUGAAGCUCGCCUACCUCAUCGAACAUCAAUCCGACAAAGAAGAAUUCUUAAAGCUCUGCAAGAGGGUUGAGUACACCAUAAGGGCUUGGUACCAUCUCCAGUUUGAUGAUAUGAUGGAACUGUUUGCUCUCUUUGAUCCUGUGCAUGGUGCUAAAAAACUCCAGCAGCAGAACUUCUCAUCUGAGGAGAUCGAUAUGCUUGAGCAGAACUUCUUGUCCUAUUUCUUUCGGGUGAUGGAAAAGAGCAAUUUUAACAUAGUAAAUGAAGAUGAGGUUGAACUUGCUCAUUCUGGACAAUAUCUGUUGAAUCUUCCCAUUAAAGUUGAUGAAUCAAAGUUAGAUAACAAGCUUCUGUCGAAGUAUUUUAAGGAGCACCAUCAUGAAAACCUACCUGACUUCGCGGAUAAGUAUGUUAUAUUUCGCAGGGGCAUUGGAUUGGACCGCACUAGCAACUUUUUCUUCAUGGAGAAAGUGGACAUGAUCAUAGCUCGUGCGUGGCGAGGGUUCCUUGAGAAAACAAGACUGCAAAAGCUCUUCUCAAGAAAGAAAAAUACUAAGCCAAAGAUAGAUUCCAAGAAGAAUGAUGAUUUAGCUAGUGAAGUAGAAGACAAGGAGCUUUAUGUUGAACGCAUACGACUCGAAACAAUGAAGUUAAGCUUUCAGAAUUUAAUCGGCAAGGUCACAAUUCAAGAGCCUACAUUUGAAGAGGUGAUUGUCUUGUAUAGGAGAAAAACUCCAAAGGGACAGGAUGAUAGAGCAAUUCAUGUAAAACACUUCAAAAAUAUUCCAAUGGCAGAUAUGGAGUUGGUUCUGCCUGAGAAGAAAAACCCAAGCCUCACACCAAUGGAUUGGGUUCAGUUUAUUGUUUCAGUUGUCAUUGGACUUGUUACACUCAUCAGCUCAUUGGAAAUGCCUAAAGCUGAUUUCUGGGUUGUAGUUGCCAUCCUUUCUGCUCUGGCAGGAUAUUGCGCUAAGAUCUAUUUCUCGUUUCAACAGAACAUGGCAACCUACCAAAACCUAAUCACUCAAUCCAUGUAUGACAAACAACUAGAUAGUGGGAAAGGCACACUCUUGCAUCUCUGUGAUGAUGUGAUUCAACAGGAGGUCAAGGAGGUCAUAAUUGCCUACUAUAUUUUGAUGGAAAAUGGAAAGGCUACCAGUGAUGACCUUGACUUGCAAUGCGAGGAGUUAAUCCAGGAAGAGUUUGGCUUGCAAUGCAAUUUUGAGGUGAUGGAUGCUGUUCAAAAGCUGGAGAGGCUUGGUAUCAUUACAAGAGAUUCUAUUGGAAGAAUUUGCUGUGUUCCUCUAAAGCGUGCCAAUGAGAUCAUCGGCGCCACAACAGAAGAGCUGGUUAUGAAAGCCAGGCAAAGCUAGCAAUCGUAUUUGAAUAAUGUAACCGCAUUGUAAAUUCUUGCCUGAUGGCACUGUAACGUUUACCGUUUACGGUACCCCAGAAAGUCCUAACACUGAACUCUUGCAUAUCAGGUGGUAAAUACAUUCUGGUCGUCUCCACACACAGUAAUUCUCCAGUGAAAGCUACCAGAAAUGUGGUUGUAAUUUUUUUAGUGUUGUGGAACGUCCGAGGGUGUUGUAAGCAUGUAGCAUUCUUUUGAUAACAAACGUGGUAGGAAAGAUGUCCAAAACCUUAAAAAGAUAAUUGUCCAACUUUGUUGGCUGAUUUAUUGUGAGAACAGAUUCGGCUGAUAA